Molecule: messenger RNA, 1301 nt
Organism: Eutrema salsugineum
Lineage: Eukaryota; Viridiplantae; Streptophyta; Magnoliopsida; Brassicales; Brassicaceae
Exons: 4
Coding region: 17-1216 (399 amino acids)
Molecular function (GO): nucleic acid binding; zinc ion binding
Source: RefSeq, a predicted model, not a curated record
GCUGCGUGACGACGCAAUGCAGACCGGAAAUUGCUUCCGAUGCCGUCAGCCUGGCCACUGGAUCAAUGAUUGCCCUCUCAAAUCCAACGCCGAUGAUUCUCCACCGUCGAUCCAGUGCCCUUGCGGCGGCGGUCUCUGUGAAAUCAAGGUCUCGAAAACUCAAAAGAACCCGAAAAGGAGAUUCUACAAGUGCCCUGCUGCUCAGGAUUGCAAAUUCUUCAAGUGGUGUGACAACGUAACCGAUGAAGAUAUCAGAUUCCGCCCUGCCUUCACCAUCCCCGAUUGCCCCUGCGGUUCUGGACCCUGCCGGAGAGUUACAGCCGAUUCCGGAUCUAAUGCCGGUCGAGCAUACUUGGUAUGCGGCAUCAAAGAGGGUUUCGGGGCUUGUGGAUUCUUCAAGUGGGAGGAUGAGAUGGCUCCGAGUUGUGAUGCAGUGGAUGAGAUCGAUUUCUGGGUGGAAGCUGAUCUGAUUUUGAGUGAUGUCGAAAGCAGCUUCCAAGCUGCUAGUGUACCGGAAGAUGCAAACCAAGUAGCACCGCUCGGGAAGGAAUGUCAAGCUUCUAUUAUUACAGAGGAGGAUGAUUCUAUAUUCGAAAAUUUGGAAUUCACGUCUGUUUCUGAUAUGCAUUCUGCUUCUGUGAACCAAGGCAUCCCUCUGUCUGAUUCGAUUGUGAUCGAACCUGAAGAGCAAUGGAUGAAGAGUCUACGUGGUGAUGAUCAGCCAACAAGUUGUGCUCUUUCCAAGCUGAGUGUGGAUGAAGCAAUGAGUGGUUUGGUCAGAGAUGCGGUCUCUAGUGUUUCCGUUGUGAAACAUGAAACGAAAAACCAUGAGCGACCUGUUGCUGUAACUAGUGAAGCUGAGUGUUCAUUCCCUAAUUUGCAGGACCUAAUCGAGCAGUACAAUUCAGAGAAGCUUCGAUUGGAGUGUGUUUCAGGGAAGCAUGUACAAGUGUUGAACGCGUUUAUGAGUUCAUACAGUCGACUAAGGCUGCUUCAUGAGAAAACUAGUCAUCUCAGGAAAUUGUUACUUGUAACGGAGAAAGAGAUGGCUUGUUGUGAGGCUGAGACAUUAGAACUUGGAGCAAGUUGCAGGGAAGUGGCUGGAGAAAUGGCAGAGUCUCAGAAGAGGAUGCAGGAGACAGCAGAUAAACUAGGAAAGGAAGUAGAAGUAUUGAAGCAAAAAGAGUUUGUUGAUAUGAAGAGAAUAAAAAGAUGAUCUUGCAUAUGAGUGUGCCAUUGUAAUUUGUAAGUUUUUGAAUGUAUUAAUACUCACUGGUUUAUAAUGUUGCAAGGUGAUUUAA